AAGACUCAAAGGCGGGCCUACGAGUUUAGCAGUGGAACUAUAAAUGCAGUAGCUUGCGCUCAUUUUUUCCACAGGUACCCAUCGUCGUACGGAGAGGUAACUACAUCCUGGAAACGAACAUAACACGCAGACGAACAAGUGAAUAAUGGCUCGUACCAAGCAGACCGCUCGUAAAUCCACUGGAGGAAAGGCGCCCAGGAAGCAGCUGGCCACUAAGGCUGCCCGGAAAAGCGCGCCAUCCACCGGUGGAGUGAAGAAGCCCCACAGAUACAGGCCUGGUACUGUUGCCCUGCGUGAGAUCCGUCGCUACCAGAAGUCCACUGAGUUGCUCAUCAGGAAGCUUCCUUUCCAGCGUCUUGUCAGGGAAAUUGCCCAGGAUUUCAAGACUGAUCUGCGGUUCCAGAGCGCAGCUAUCGGCGCCCUGCAGGAGGCCAGCGAGGCUUACUUGGUGGGUCUGUUUGAGGACACAAACCUGUGUGCCAUCCAUGCCAAGAGGGUGACCAUCAUGCCAAAGGACAUCCAACUGGCCAGGCGAAUCAGAGGAGAGCGCGCUUAAGCGUUUGGCUUUUCUUUUUUUAAUUGUUGUUUAGGGGGUUGGUUGGGUUAGGAUUGACUUGUUUUGUAAAUUGUGAACCAUUACCGGCAUGUGUAGCUCCCAAUUUGUCACAUUUGUAUUUUUUUUAAUUACUAUUUUUACUUUGACUCAACUGUGCUAUUCACUAUAGUAGUGCUUCAUCUGGAAACUCAUUUUUCUGCCUUUCUCAGGGCUGUUGGCUCAUCUUAUGCUGUGUGUGCAUGCCAUGGGAUUCCUUUCUUGUAAAUAAAAUUUCCACUACCUCA
Molecule: messenger RNA, 840 nt
Organism: Dunckerocampus dactyliophorus (ringed pipefish)
Lineage: Eukaryota; Metazoa; Chordata; Actinopteri; Syngnathiformes; Syngnathidae
Gene: h3f3d
Product: H3 histone, family 3D
Exons: 4
Coding region: 146-556 (136 amino acids)
Cellular component (GO): nucleosome
Molecular function (GO): structural constituent of chromatin; protein heterodimerization activity; DNA binding
Source: RefSeq, a predicted model, not a curated record